Etheostoma spectabile (orangethroat darter) is the source of this 1193-nucleotide messenger RNA. RefSeq names its product GRAM domain-containing protein 2B. Bases 170 to 1180 code for a protein of 336 amino acids. The record is from RefSeq and is a predicted model, not a curated record. Lineage: Eukaryota; Metazoa; Chordata; Actinopteri; Perciformes; Percidae. The transcript is spliced from 14 exons.
GAAGCCAAUCCUAAAAGUAGGCUGCUGUCAUCUUUUGUUUUUUUAACAUCAGAAUGCUUAAGGAAACAAAGCCACAACUACAAUUACACACAAGGCGUUUCAAUGAGUUUGUAAAGUAGAGGGAGCUGAAGACAUUAGGUACAGUCUGUCACUGCAUGUUUCAACGUGCAUGUGUAUGAGUUGGAAGUAUUUUUUUUCCACCAUGAAUGCAAAAUGCAGGAGAUUCUCCCUGGACAGCUCUGUCUGUCUGGAUGGAGUUGGACUUCUUACCGCAAGAAGAGGCAGCAGCAGGUUUGGCAGUAAGGAAUCCAAAAAGAGUCUGGACGAGGCCCGACAGGAGGUCCAGAAGUUCAGUCCCAACUCCAGCACGGCCCUCAGGGAGACGAGCAUCGCCGAGCGCUCCGAUGGGCCAGUCAGCAAUAACAGCUUCCUGAAGCACAAGAAGACCUUCCACAAACUGUUCCAGGAGAUCCCCGAGGGGGAGACGCUGACACACACCUUCACCUGUGCCUUGCAGAAGGAGGUGCUGUACCACGGGAAACUCUUUGUUUGUGAGAACUACGUGUGCUUCCACUCGUCGGUGCUGCUCAAAGACACCAAGGUGGUGAUCCCUGUGUCCAGCAUCACCGGGGUGAAGAAACAGCACUCAGCGUUAUCCAUGAUGUCUAUUCAAACUGCUGAUAGAGAAAAGUACUCAUUUGUGUCUUUGAGGAACCGUGAGGUGUGUUAUAGACUCAUCCAAGCGGCCUGUUCACAUGCACAGGAGGAGAGCGUCAACGGCAGCCCUCACGUCUCCUCUGCAGAGAACGAAGUUGAUCACGAUGUGGCCUCCAGUUACUCCAGUUUGGAGGACAGCGUAGAUCUGAGCGUUCCCCUUGACAACGGCUUCCCUCAGAUGUCCAGUGAAGGUCCUUCAGGAUGCAGUUCCACCCGUCAAAACAGCCUAACAGACGAGGACGACAGAGGAGAGUCUGUAAGGUGGAUUUGGAGGAUCACUGAGAUGGUCUUUCCGCUUUCCUUCCUCCGAGAAAUUCUCAGUCUCAGGGUUCUCGUUUUUGUCUACAUGAUGCUGGUGGUGUUGCUCCUGUUGGGGUCCGGGUACAUCGGGCUGAGGAUCUUAGCACUGGAGGAGCAGCUGACUGAGUGGUCUCUACGCUACAGAGAGUACCAACAAACGUAGACCAGGGGCAGGA